This is a messenger RNA of Daphnia pulex (common water flea), 2705 nucleotides long. RefSeq names its product collagen alpha-1(I) chain-like. The coding region runs from base 1401 to 2597 and encodes 398 amino acids. The transcript is spliced from 12 exons. The record is from RefSeq and is a predicted model, not a curated record. Lineage: Eukaryota; Metazoa; Arthropoda; Branchiopoda; Diplostraca; Daphniidae.
ACAGACAUGGCUGAUUUGUAUUCAUUAUCACUCGGCUUUGCCAACAUUUCAAAAACUGUUUUGUGUGUCGUUUUAAAAGUGCCACAGAUCAUUAGUCUGGUGAACAGCAAAAGCACGACUGGAUUGAGUCUAUCCGGCACUCUACUUGAAUUGACUUCGUUUACUAUUGGGCUCUGCUACAAUGUAUUCAGCGGUUACGCACUUUCGUCCUAUUUGGAGUAUCCGAUUCUUGUCGGGCAGGUUCUCCUUCUGUUGGCCCUUUUACUCCAUUACAGUCGACGAAUCGGUUCGAAAUGGUUGGCCGCAUUUGGAGUUUAUUCAGCCGUCGUCUACGCCUUGUCCACAGGCAUGUUUCCUGGCGCUUUGCUAGUCACGUUGAUGAGCCUCUGCACGCCGUUAUCUGCGGCGAGUAGACUGGUCCAAAUUCGAACUAUGCACUUCUCUCAAAACUCGGAGUCUGUCAGUGUUUUGACUUGGUCAAUCGCCGUCUAUACGGGCGUUAGUAAGCGUCGUAAUAGCUACUAAAUUUCUCUUAGUCUGAAUAGAAUUUAGGUUUUUGUUUUACUUUUUUUCUCAGUGCGAAUUUUUAUUACUUUGGAUCGCGGUUUCGACGCUCCGCUGUUGGCCAACUAUUCAGUUAGUUUGAUACUUAAUUUGGCCGUGAUCACUUUGGCGUUGAAACUGAGACGGCCAUCAAAGAAAAACAAGAAAAUCGAGUGACAUUAAAUUUGAUGGCCUUAAAAUUCUAUUUUACGCGUGACGUAUAAUUUUAUCCGACGUUAAUUAUGAUUAGUCCAGUGCAGAUCGAGUACAGUCGAUAGAGACAAAAAGGACAUAGCUAUAAUAAUAAAUUGUUUAACUAACUUAUAGAAAGAGACUUUUACGUUUAAAUUCUUGCUCGUCUGAAUAUGGCAUAUGUCCUUCUGAGUUGUCACGUUUCUCAGAGUUUGUUCAUCCUCGUCUAUAUUCGAUCGUACAGAAGCUUCUCUCUUCUAAUUUGACAUUUCUCUGCCACUGGUUAAAUUGUAGUGGAAGCUCCUUGGCAUCUGAUAUGGGAUGACGUUCAAAAUGACAUCAAGGUCAAACAGACAACUUCAAGUCAAACGAGUGAUGUGUUAACUGUCAGGGUGAUUGAGUUUUUUGUUUCUUUUUAAACGAACGUGUUCCUAUUUUCUAUUCUUAUUUGGAAUGUUUAACUGGAAGGCAAACGUCUGUGCGUCUCUAAAGAUCCUGUCACACGAAUUCCUUAUACAUCCGCCAUCCUAUCCCUGCAUUUUUUUCCCGAAUAACACAGUAUACCUGAUUCCUUUCUAAUGGUCAGUCACACACAGUCAACAGGACGUAUGCAUUUUUCAGUGGUGUAUUUAGUGCCUUUUUAGUGGAAUAAAACGUAAAUCGUCAUGAAAACAUCGGUGUUGGCCUUUUUCGCCAUGGUGUGGAUGACGCAGUCUCAAAUGCAAACGACAAUGCGUCGGCCACAGUUCAAAAUUACCGACGACGAAUUCAAUUGGUACAAGCCGGUUGCAGUUAUCCUGAAACCGGCGUCGAAACGAGAUUUGCAACAGCGACUGCUUCAGGUUAAUUUCGAUAAAUUCCUGUUAGCGUCUUAUCCGCCAUCUCUACUUCCACCUUGGCCGUUUGUCCAUGAUUAUUCCGCUUUAUUCCGCCGCUGGAUUAAUUACCAAUCGAGUGACAGAUUAAGGGAUGUGUACAGAAGAUACGAAUUAGCUGGCCAUGUCGAGCGUAGGUUAACAUCUCUGGCCAGAAUGGGACUCGUUGCCAUUCCGAAGGUGACGAAAAUCAAUCGCCAAAGAAGUGGAAAUAACCGAAAUCAGGAACAACAACAGAUGCCAGAACAAAACUUGCGUUCCCGAACAGCCAAUCCUUACGAUUUCUUUUCAGGGAAAAAAGGUAAAGACAAACUGCCACCUCCGUGGUUGUAUGAACUCGUCGGACCUCCUGGACCAGCUGGAAAAGACGGUGUCAAUGGCAUUCAUGGAAUUAAUGGUGUCGAUGGGAAGGAUGGUAGAGACGGAAUUUCCGGAGCAAUCGGUCCACCCGGACCUCAAGGUUUAAUGGGCCCCCCUGGGCAAAAUGGAAUGAAUGGCUCACCGGGCCCUCAAGGCCCUCCCGGAAUACCUGGUGCUCAAGGAGUUCAAGGGUCGCAAGGCCCACAAGGGAGCGACGGAAAGGAUGGUUCCGAUGGAACGCACGGGAAGGAUGGGACUCCUGGCGCUGCUGGGCCUUCCGGUACACCAGGACAGAAUGCAAAAGACGGAAGAGAUGGAUCAGCUGGACCACCCGGCGCACCAGGUCAACCAGGAACUGCCGGACAAAAUGGGAAGGAUGGAGUUGACGGGAAAGAUGGUCAAGACGGAGCUCCGGGUCCACCUGGUCCUCCUGGAAAAGACGGCCAAGAUGGAAGGCCCGGAACGUAUGGCCAAGAUGGUCAAGAUGGAUCGGUAGGAGCAGCCGGGCCUAGCGGAGUAGCUGGAUUAUCAGGUGCCGCUGGCGUUAGCGGGCCAGCCGGAGUACCAGGAAUUCCCGGAACGCCAGGGACCCCUGGUGUUCAGUGGCCAUCAAGUUCAAUCGGCUAACGGACGAUUUCAAAUACAUUUAUUCUAAUUUAUACGACAUAGAAUUCAAUUUUGCUCAAAGUAAAAUAGCUAAAUACUCUGCUGGCACUAAUACAUAUGUAAUAUCUU